Saprolegnia parasitica CBS 223.65 is the source of this 2679-nucleotide messenger RNA. RefSeq lists its product as hypothetical. Gene Ontology annotation, biological process: peptidyl-threonine phosphorylation. The transcript is spliced from 2 exons. Gene Ontology annotation, molecular function: protein serine/threonine kinase activity. The record is from RefSeq and is a predicted model, not a curated record. Bases 1 to 2679 code for a protein of 892 amino acids. Gene Ontology annotation, cellular component: cytoplasm. Lineage: Eukaryota; Oomycota; Saprolegniomycetes; Saprolegniales; Saprolegniaceae.
AUGGAGCCGCACGCCGAAGCCGAGCCGUCGACGACCGAGAAGCGCCCAGUCGUCGACCUCUUCGUCGUCUGUGACACCACCGGGUCCAUGGGAUCGUACGUGGCGUCGCUCAGCAGCACGAUCAACCAAGUCUUUGCGCUCACGGAGCUCCUCUUCAACGGCCGCCUCAAGCUCCACGUCGUGUCGUACAAGGAUUACUGCGACGGUGUAAACGUCGUGACGAGCAUCGGGCAGCGCACGCAUUCGAACGACGAGAUCAAGACGUUCGCAGCCAAGCUCCGUCCGAGCGGCGGCGGCGACUACCCGGAGGCCGUCAAGACCGCGCUCAACGCCGUCGUCGCCACCAUCGAUGCGGUCCAGGCCACGGACGCGGUCGUUUUCUUGUACACGGACGCACCGCCGCACCACCCGGCCACGUCGUCCUCGCACCUGCAGCAAGAAGUCGCAGCAAUUGGCGGCAACCCGGUGUACACAGCCGGCAGCGACUGGUUUGGUAUUCAAAAGACGCUGCAGUCCAAGCGCGUCCCGGUGUACACAUUUCACUCGAACCAGUACACGGCGGAGGCGACGCUGGCCUCUGCCAUCUUCUACGCUCUCUUGGGUCCUGUGACGGUCCUGACGUCGCGUACGCCGACGAUGAUCACAAAGGCGACGAUUGGCCUCCUCCUCCAGCUCAUGGGUCAGGACUUUGCUUGCGCAGACGAGUUGCGCGUCACCAACAUCCUGCGCAACGGUGUGCCCUUGGACACGACGUUCACAGCCGAGAAGGAAACGCAGCUUGGCAGCCUUCUCGGUCUCUCAUCGUCCACCGAGCCGUUUACGUUCGAGUCGCAUGCCAGCAUGGUCGAAGACCUCGGCCAGCUUCCCGUGCUCUUCAAGUCCAGCGAGGCCUUCCGCAACCUCGUCUACGCAACGUUUGGCGAGGUCUUCACGCCCGAGAACGUCCUGUCGCUGACGUACAACCCGGUGCUCGGGAAGCUCUGGCGCCUUGUGUGUGGCCGGCGCCUCGACGAGCGGCUCCAGACGCUCUCGGCGCAGCUCUCGGCGUGCAUCCCGGCGCUGAGCGAGGCCGACAAGCGCCAGGUGCAGGAGUGGCUCGAUGCAUCUCACGACAACAGCGAGUUCAUCCGCGAAACGCUUCGGGCACUCCCACGUGGCGCGAGCUACGUGCUCGAGGCAGCGGCGUUUUCCAUCGACAAGGACGACGUCCGGUCGCUUGCCCGCGCGCCCAACCCAGGCGUCCUCGCCGCCGUGCAGUCGCUCCUCACGCACUUGCGCGUGUACCCGUCUGUCGAAGCCAUGGACGAGGCGGCCGUUGUGCAUCUCCCGGAGGCCAUUUCGAACGAGCACCUCUUUUCGUUCCUGCCGCACUUGAUUCUGCCGGGCACGACCUUCUCGACGAAGGGUGCGGCGGUCAUGGCGCUCCUCUGCUGUCUCUCGGAGAAUACGCUGCUCGCACCGCGCGCAAAAGCCUAUCUGACGUCGAUCCGCGGGCGCUGGAUUCCGCUCAACAACGUUGUGGACUUUCCUGAGAUCCUCUCGCUCGAGUUUAUCAAGUUGCUCUACCGCGGCCGCGCCUACUUGACCGAGGAGGAAGCGGCGGUCUAUACGCAGCUCUACCAUGUGCACCGACUCCGGCUCGCCGCCACCAAGGACGUCGACGUCACCCUCGGGUUCACGCCGACCAAGACGCAGCUGCGGCCUGAUACCAAGGUGCGUUGUGCUUCGUGCGGCGUUGACACGAGCUGCUCGCUCAUGGUGACACCCGACAUGUGCGCCCUCUGCUCGACUGCGGGCGUCGAGGAAGCCACGGCAAUCCAAACCAAGGCCGCCGUGCCGGGUGCCAACUCGCACCUCGUCGAGUGCCGGGGCUGCCACGGUCUCUACGCCGUCAUUCAAACCGACCUUCUCAACAUUACGCCCAAGUGCUUCUACUGCCGCAGCGGCGCCAAGCAGAAGCCACCGAUGCACCACUGCAACGGGUGCUGGAACGCUUUUGUCGACCCCGCAGGGCUCUACGCAGCCGCGCACCCAAAUGUCUGCGCCGUGUGCACGGCGACACCGACGAAAGCGACGGCGCCGACGACGCUGACGCUGCAGGCGCUUUUGGCUGCCAACCCGGGUAUCCUCGCCGACUUGCAGUGGACGCGCCCGACCACCGCCGCGUCGUUCGUGGCCAUGGCCUUUGACCGCACCAUCAACUACUUCAAGAUGUUUACGCUCAAGCACGGCCUGCUCUUCAGCGCCACACAGGCGACGAGCGAGCCAACGCCGUUGAUCGUCGACGGCAAGCGAGUGCACAACGCGGACGCGCUCGUGGCUUUGAUCCGAGACACGGUCGUGUCCGGGACGCUCAAGGACGUGUGCAACCUCUGCUUUGACGAGUUGACGCUGCCGGCGCUGACGUCGGCGUGCGGACGCUGCGCGACCAAGUGCUGCGAGUCAUGCCUGUCGCGGUGGUACGGCGCCGUGCAGCCGGGCAAGAUGGUGCUCGCGUCCAACCUCGGGGUGUCCGUUCUGCCGUCGGGCGCCCACGCUCGGUGUGCUCCGCAGCACAACCGGCAAGCGUGCGCACUCCACUGGUGCUACGUGUGCGCCGCUGGCUUCGACUCGGCCGACGACGUCUACGCACACCUCUACGCGACGCACCGGGGCAUCUAUGAUUUUGACGACGAAUAG